UGUCUGUCUGUCUUACUAAGAAUCAAUAGCUGGGUACAAUAGUGCUGAUUUUGCUCUCGCCUCUCAACUAUGAAAUACUUGUAAGUCCCUUUACAGUGAGCUCAGAACACAAGGGAUUGCAUGUAUGAAUGUCACAGUCUUAGUGAAUUGACGGUGUUAUGACAUAGACAUCUGUAAUGACCUGCUGUCCCAGCUGAAUGGUUGUCAAUCAACACCGGUGGUCAUGAUUCUGGGGGAAAUCACACACAAACAUAUUUCCUGUGCACGUAGUACUGUAUAUUCCUAACACACUUCAAUGUUACAGUAAUGUGUGGCAAGAGUCCCUGAGUGUAACGUCGUAAGGAAUAUUAUGACAAAACAUUUUCCACAUACAGUAGUUAAUGUUGAUACACCCAAAACACACGGCACGCAAUGUCCCAAGUCACCUGUCAAACUUCUGCCAUCUGCCAGAGAAAAUGGUUCAACUUCCAUUGUUUCCAACGGAUGCCGUGCAAUGGCCAGGAAAGAUCAACUGAGCCUCAACUGUGAUCCAAGACUAACAUAGACUAACAAGACAAACAUAGAAAAUAUCAGGGUAAUACAUUUGUUUUCUGAUUAUGAUUUUUUACCUUAUUCUUAUGACAAGCCACCAUAUCGGCAACUGUUCAAGUGGCCAACUCAAGGUUUGAUUGGUGGAUGUCCCCCGAUACCACACUCCCAUUGGCUGAGAAGCAGAGUUUCCCGGGGAACCUUACAGAUGAUUCAUUAAGCUGGCGUCCUGUGGUCUUGUCGUUCCUCUCCUCCCCCCGUCUGCACUCGUCCUCCGACCGUUCAAUCUGUAGCUCGGUGGGACGGCAGGGUCCCUGCAGCAUCGAGGCCGUCCUCAGGGUCACACCCAGAUUCCAGAGCUUGAACCAAUCACAUCUUUUGCUGCCCCAUAUUGUGAAGGGUUUGGCACCUCCCCUGCUGCGCUGUCCCUCCCAGAGACUGCUGGACCGCGUUGUGCGCCGCUAUGCUGAGGUGGUGGACGUGGGCAGUGUUCAGAUGAAGCACUUCUCAGAGAGAGACAAACUACGGCUGCUCUACACGCUAGCUGUCAAUCAACAGCCUCUCAUACUGCAGAUGUUCCCAGGCACCGAGGGCUGGCCAUUCCCCCGCUACCAGGGCUCGUGUGGCAGGCUGAUGGUGUGGGCAAGCUCCAGGCCUCUGUGGGGCCUUUAUGGUUCCUCCAGGGAGUUCAUCCAGAGGGUGGAUGUGGCCUACCAGCUACUCCAGAUCACCCAGGGCCUGGGCCACAACAGUCUGGGUUUCCUGCUCUACUACACCAGGCUAGAGGAGGAUAUGUUCGGCCUGCUGGAUGACCAGCGAGUGUUCAUCACAGAUGCCAGCAGCAUAGGGGUCAUUGACCUGGAGCAGGGGUUCCCCCCAGACCCUCCCUCCCAAACAGGCUCUGGCGGGGACAUCUUCUCCUGCCUGGGUCAGGGUGCAUCCCCCUGCCAUCGCUCUCCUCCCUGCAGCUCUGUCCGCCCUACCCAGAGCCUCACUCUGCUCUGCACAGCACUCCUGCCCAGACUGCUGCUCACAGAGAGGGGGGCCCAGCCAACCAGGCUACCCAUGGAGGGUGAGGCAGAGGCGGGGAGGUUGGCAAGAGACGUGCCCCUGUUGCUGGGUGUUUGUGCAGACCCUAGCCAGCCUGACUGGAGGAUCAUGGCAGCAGUAGGAUCUCUGAUGGACCUGCUAAAACCCAUGAGGCCCUGCAACCCACGCUACACCUACAGGUACCCAGAGUGCAGAUACAACCAAGACUACUGAGAGCUGACAGGACUACAAUACCCAUACUACCCUGCUACAGCCAUAGACAAUGUUAAGUCCACAGGUGCCCAGAGUGCACAUAUGAACUGUGAUCCAGACAGUUGGUGGGACUGCAGAGCUUUGAUAUUAGACUGACAAAGGGACUCUGUGGAGUGUUGUGUGCUGGAAUGACUAUGCACUGAGCUGAAUUGACUACGCACACAAAGGGGGUGGUGGUUCUGCACGGGCAGUGUAUGUGAAGUCUGUAGUACUUAGCAGCUUGUAGUGCUUGGCUGUAGUGUAGUGCUUGCCUGCUGCUUACCUGCUUUAGACCUCAGCUACUGUCAGGUAGUGAACCGGUCACAGCAGCUCUGUGCAUCAUAGGAGAGAUGAACAUGUAAAGAAGAAACAUGAGAAGUUCCACAUGUAAAUAAAGAACUUCUGUUAAAUGACGCAUAAAACAUCUUUCAAACAAUAAAAGCAUGUCAAGGAGGGUCUCUGCACAAUGCUUUGCUAAAGCAAUUUUAUUCAUUUAGAAAACAGGAGGGGCCGUGUAUAAAAUGACACGACUCCUUCAAAUUUAAUGGCAGGAACUCUGAAGAAAAAAAUGACAGCAUUCCAACAAAGAUUCUCAAGCAAUAAAUAUGCAUUUUAUAAAUAAGGUCAAUUUACAACAAGAUUAGAAAUAAAAUGAAAAUCACAAAUUAAAGUUUAUUCCUUAAAAGUC
Oncorhynchus mykiss (rainbow trout) is the source of this 2497-nucleotide messenger RNA. The record is from RefSeq and is a predicted model, not a curated record. Lineage: Eukaryota; Metazoa; Chordata; Actinopteri; Salmoniformes; Salmonidae.